Messenger RNA from Varanus komodoensis (Komodo dragon), 3878 nucleotides. It is a transcript of the gene ERGIC1, whose product is annotated as endoplasmic reticulum-golgi intermediate compartment 1. The transcript is spliced from 10 exons. Gene Ontology annotation, biological process: endoplasmic reticulum to Golgi vesicle-mediated transport; retrograde vesicle-mediated transport, Golgi to endoplasmic reticulum. The record is from RefSeq and is a predicted model, not a curated record. Bases 1080 to 1943 code for a protein of 287 amino acids. NCBI's taxonomy places the organism in Eukaryota, Metazoa, Chordata, Lepidosauria, Squamata, Varanidae. Gene Ontology annotation, cellular component: COPII-coated ER to Golgi transport vesicle; Golgi membrane; endoplasmic reticulum.
UGCCAUUUCCAGGCUGUGCUGCUUUGGUAAUAUUUGAAUCUAGUUAGGAGUCAAGAACAGGGUAUUGGUAAAGAUGAAUGUGAAUGCUAAAGACAUUAUCUGUGUUAUAUGUACGCAUGUGUAUUUUCUCAUGGAAAAUAGCCAUAAGUCUCUUAAUGCUGAUCUUAUCAAAGGAACAGAAUGUAUUAGAGUAAUUUUUCAGUGACUAUGUUGCUAAUUUUAUGUUGUUUCUGAAAGAGUUUUCAAAGGCGGACAAACACCUUUGUAAGUCGCCAGGUGAAGACCUUUUUAUUCAAAUGUUAUUUUAAUUGUUAAUAUUAUUUAUUCAUUUUAUUCUUUGGCCAGGGUGACUUAAUUUAUAUUGUUAAUUUAUAUUGUUUUAUUGAAUUUUCGGCGAAUGGGGCGGCAUAGAAGUCGCCUAAAUAAAUAAUAAAUAAAUAAACAGGUGUCUUGAGAGAGCUUGUCUGUAAAGUUCAGAAACUCGUGGCAAAGGUACCAGUUAAAAGCAUGAUGUGAUGAAUCUCUUCAUCUAGUGGCUGAAAUGUAUAAGGAUGCAAUUUCUAACAAAGUGUGUAUGGGUGUUGUUGUGGUGGGUGCUGCAAGUGGAUGAGAAGGCGCUUGACAUUUUUGAGUGGGCUCUGUAAAUGUUGAUGCAUUUGCAGUCACCAAAAAGAGUUCCUGUGAUAUGUAACAAGUAAUACUAGCUUUUACUUUGCCUAUGAGAUAUUUUGUUAAGACAUGAUCAGAUAUGUCUCAGCCUACCAGUCAGAUGGUCUGUCCCCUCCAUCCCCCCACCCUUACUAUGCACCCCAGCAGCCUCCACAAGCAAAAUCCUAUUUUUUACUCUGAUGUUCCCCUGUCAGUCUCAGCUGCCUCUUCUUGACUGGUCCGCUGAGGUUUUGAGCCAGGUUCUCCUUCUUUUGCUCCCUGAUUGUACCUCCACCUCUAACACUUUUUAGCCAAUCCAGCUCUCAAAGCCUUUUUUAUAACGUGAUUCUUUUGUGAUUCUCUCAUCUUCCCCUGUGCAUUUACUAGCCUUCUCCCUGUUGCAGAAAGAUGAUGGGCACCAUGCUCAGACAAUGGGAACAAAGUUUGACAUCUACAGGAAGGUGCCAAAAGAUCUUACACAGCCAACUUUUACAGGAGCAAUUAUCUCUGUCUGCUGCUGUUUCUUCAUAUUGUUUCUCUUCUUGUCUGAACUGACUGGAUUCAUAGCCACUGAAAUUGUUAAUGAGCUCUACGUGGACGAUCCAGACAAAGACAGUGGUGGCAAAAUAGAAGUUAAUUUGAACAUCAGCUUGCCAAAUCUGCACUGUGAAUUGAUUGGAUUAGAUAUUCAAGAUGAAAUGGGAAGACAUGAAGUUGGCCAUAUUGACAACUCAAUGAAAAUUCCUCUGAAUAAUGGAGAUGGAUGCAGGUUCGAGGGUCAUUUCAGCAUCAACAAGGUUCCAGGUAAUUUUCAUGUAUCCACUCACAGUGCCACAGCACAGCCUCAGAAUCCUGACAUGACACACGUCAUCCACAAGCUCUCCUUUGGUGACAAGUUACAGGUACACAACAUCCACGGAGCAUUUAAUGCAUUGGAGGGUGCAGAUAAGCUUGGUUCAAACCCCCUUGCAUCCCACGAUUAUAUACUGAAGAUUGUUCCCACUGUGUAUGAAGACAUGAGUGGCAAACAGCGGUACUCAUACCAAUAUACUGUAGCCAAUAAGGAGUAUGUCGCAUACAGCCAUACAGGGCGUAUCAUUCCAGCCAUCUGGUUUCGCUAUGACCUGAGUCCCAUCACAGUGAAAUACACAGAAAGGCGACAGCCCUUGUAUAGGUUUAUCACAACGAUUUGUGCCAUCAUUGGAGGAACAUUCACUGUGGCUGGGAUUCUUGACUCCUGCAUUUUCACCGCCUCUGAAGCCUGGAAAAAGAUCCAACUAGGGAAGAUGCAAUAGCAAAACAGCUCUUAUCCCAGUCCUUUGGAGAAAAACAAAAAAUGAGAAAUCCACUGCUAUCUGUUGUUUGCCUUUGUAUCAGUUUCAAUUGGUAUAACUCACCUGUCAGUUCACUGAAAACUUUUUAAAGGAACAAAAAUACCCCCAAAUAAAUGAUAUCAGCAUUAACAAGGGGGGUGUGGUUCUGCAUGUUCCUGUCGCUAAAAAUAUUUUUAAGGUCACUUAUUAUGUUUAAUAAUCAGAUCCUAUGGAUCUGACUAGGUAUAAUUAUUUUCAAAACCUCACAGGUACUGAAACUUAGUUAUGACUAACUUUGCAGAUCAGAUUUUCUCUCAAAGGUAAUUGGCCAAUUGUGCUUUAUGAUAAAACUGUGCAUUUAAAAAGGCCAAACUAGUCUGACCAGUCAGAAAAACUGUAACAACAGGCUGAUUGAUCUGCUGUGAAAUAAUUGUUCUUGGUGUGAAUAAGAACAGGUUAGAAGAUAGGACACCACGAUCUUUUUGGUGGUGCCUGAAAAGUUCCCCAUUGUAAGCAUGCACAUUCCCUGAAUGACACUAUAAAAUAGGAUUAAGCAUAAUCAGUACCUGAUUUCUCCAGUGUGAAUAUAAUUAGGAGAGUCUUACUUCCUUUAUUCUCCAGAGAUGUUAAAGUAUUUUAAUUCCUUCUAGCAAUUGAAUACCCAGUCUUAGUGUUUACAGAUGGCAAAGAGUAACAGAAAGGUGGAAUAAAUGAAUGAAGAGUAUAAUAAGCUACCUUUGGAUAUAAAGGGGCAUAUCGAUCUUUCUCUACAUUUCUGUGAUUUUCUCCUGCCAUUUGAAAUACUUGCCAGCCAGCUGUCCAGGUUAGAACUUUUGAGUUGAAGGAAAAUUGAAAAACUACUCUAGAAAGCUGGGCAGAUGAGCUUCUUUUUAAAGACAUGGAGUAUUGCAGGAUGCAGAAGUGCAAGACCUAGCCCACAGUAUGAGGAAUCCAAAUCCUUUUUCAAUGGUUUGUUUAUCCUUAAAAUAAUUUAGAUUGCUAACUUUUGCAAAAAUGACAGCUACAGCAGCAAGAGCAUAUUAUUUACUGAUUCAUAGGUAAUAGGUAGAACACUGUGAAAAGCAGGACAGGGUUUGCUAUACAGACAUUUUCCUACUGAUGUAUUUCAAUCUUAAGUAUGAAACGCAAGUUUGCUCAAGCCUGCAGUGAGUGAUGAGAAAGGAAAAAUGCUGCGCAAUGUAGUUUCUAAUAUGCUGUUGACACUGGUUCAUACGAUAAGACCAACCAGUUUUCAUAGACCUCAAAUAGAUCUUUAUGAACCAACUGAUAAUUAAUGCAUGCUUUGUACAUUUUAAAUGACCUAGGAUAGCAUAUACAUCAGCUGUGUGCUCUCUAGGUUUUGCUGCCCUUCUUAAACACUAAGAAUGUCCAUGUUUCAAUUUUGAAAAGAAGGGUGUUAUGCUACUGUUGGCAUAACAUGUGUAGGUAGGUUUAUCUUCUUCAGAUUUGGAAGUGACACAUCAAUAGACUAUGACUAAAGGAUUUGGGCUUGGAAGUAUUCCCUGGUGCAAGUUUAUGCCACUUGAUUUGGAAGUAAUGCCACUGAGUUCCUUGUGGUUUACUCCUAGGUAGGCAAAUAUAGAAUUGCAUUCUCAGUCUGCCCAGUAUGUCUGUUGAAAUUUUCACAGUGUUACGGUAUAGGGAAGAUAGUCACAUUUUCUCUUACUAAAUUUUUGCUCGUUGGGUUACCAUCCCUUUCUUUUCUGAUUUCUCCCAGUCUUUUUACAGUGUAAAACAUCUUUAAAUUUUACCCCUACUUUUAAUAUGAAAUGAUUUAUUAUCUUGGUGUAAAACUGGAUCUUGAAAUUUCCUGUAUCUUGUUUAAUAAUUGGAUAGAUUUUAUACAUUUUUUCAUUUGCAAAAAUCAAGUUGAAAAUAAUACAUGUGUGUUCAUUU